Messenger RNA from Sclerotinia sclerotiorum 1980 UF-70, 1008 nucleotides. RefSeq lists its product as hypothetical. The transcript is spliced from 2 exons. The record is from RefSeq and is a predicted model, not a curated record. NCBI's taxonomy places the organism in Eukaryota, Fungi, Ascomycota, Leotiomycetes, Helotiales, Sclerotiniaceae. The coding region runs from base 1 to 1008 and encodes 335 amino acids.
AUGGCUGCACCGAUAAGUGCCAGCCCCGCGUCCGCUCGCUACUCAAAUGGUGCACCAUAUUCCGCAGGCUGGCCCGCUUCUUCACACAGCGGCCUGAUAUCACCCCCAGAGUCGCGGAGGACGUCAGAUGAGAAAGCGCCGCCCCAUCAAUUGCAGACCAACACUCACCGACAAUCUUUACCAUCGAUACAGGAAGCUCUAAGUAGUACCUCCGCCAAGCCUGUUCCGUAUGCUUCACCUGUAUCUGCCUCUGCGCCUCCCUCGCAUCCGCAGAUUCCUUACUCUCAAACGCAGGUAUUGCCACCGCCGCGAACAUAUGAGCAGGGAACUUUUCAAUCGUCUCAAUCACGGCAACCUUCUCCGCCGGUGCCUAUUCAACCACCACCUUUUCCGCGCACAGAUUUGGAUUCAAGGAGCUUCGCUGAGCCAAGGAGACAAUCGUUACUACACCCUACAAUCUCACAACCUCCGCCUGCCAACUCCUACCCAGCGCCCAGAUACGAGGCUCCUAGGUAUGAGCAAGAGCCAAGAGUCGCAGAACGGUUCGUCGAAAGAUCGAUGAAUGAAUACGGUCAGCCAGCUCCGUUGCAUAAUCAACACCCUUAUGGGAACGCACCGACUCAAUCAGUUCAGCCUCCUCAUCCUCCACCACAAGCGCAAGGUUACCCACAGCCACCUUAUCCACCACGCGAUGAUAGAGAUCUGGGCGGUCCUGGCACUCUCUAUUGCAGGAAUGGUCACGGCAUUUCCACGCAAUUAGCCAAGAAGCAACCACGCUCUCACAUUGCAAUUCCGGAAAGAUCCACCCGAUCGCCAGGACCAUUGAAGGAGAUGUUAAUUCACGGCAAUCGAGUUGUAUCUUGCCUUCAUCGCAUGUUGGAUACUGCCGUACAGCAGCAGCAUGCAGCGGACGAACAAUCUCGGGGUGCAAGAUUAGCUCCGGAUUACGAUGAUGAGAGCAUUUAUGGCGAUGAUAGACAUCAUCAGAAUUUUGGUGGACCCAGAUAA